AUGCCUCAGCAUGGAUUCAAAUGUAAUACUAAUGUAUCACAAGGAAAUCCAGGUCUAAGCUCAUAUGCUUUUUGUAUUAGAGAUGACAGGGGAGAUCAUAUUUAUGCACAGGCUAAAAACAUUGGCAUUGCAGCAAACAUGGAGGCUGAGACAGUGGCAGUUCAGGAGGCUAUACAAUAUUGUCUUGCACAUAGUUUGCAGCAUGUUCAAAUAGAAACAGACUCAUUAGCCUUAAAGAACAUAUUACAAGAUGCAUGGAAAAUACCUUGGCAGCUGAUAGAAAGAGUGGAGCAAAUGCCGCACAUCAUGAGGCAGCUGAACAUGCAGAUCAUGCAUACAUUUAGAGAAGGCAACCAACUGGCUGAUUUCUUGGCAAACACUGCUACUCAAGUUGAGAGUUGUUAG
This is a messenger RNA of Lycium barbarum (goji berry), 405 nucleotides long. RefSeq lists its product as uncharacterized. Gene Ontology annotation, molecular function: RNA-DNA hybrid ribonuclease activity; nucleic acid binding. The transcript has a single exon. NCBI's taxonomy places the organism in Eukaryota, Viridiplantae, Streptophyta, Magnoliopsida, Solanales, Solanaceae. The record is from RefSeq and is a predicted model, not a curated record. Bases 1 to 405 code for a protein of 134 amino acids.